This is a messenger RNA of Nestor notabilis (Kea), 805 nucleotides long. It is a transcript of the gene TWIST2, whose product is annotated as twist family bHLH transcription factor 2. NCBI's taxonomy places the organism in Eukaryota, Metazoa, Chordata, Aves, Psittaciformes, Psittacidae. The record is from RefSeq and is a predicted model, not a curated record. The coding region runs from base 291 to 773 and encodes 160 amino acids. The transcript has a single exon. Gene Ontology annotation, biological process: regulation of transcription by RNA polymerase II; developmental process. Gene Ontology annotation, molecular function: DNA-binding transcription factor activity, RNA polymerase II-specific; RNA polymerase II transcription regulatory region sequence-specific DNA binding; protein dimerization activity.
UCCUCUCUCUCCAAGACCUCAAGUUUUUUUGCACAACCCUGGUCCUUGAAAUAAGAACCCUUCAAGCAACCUGGAAAACGUUUGGUCAGCAAAAAAAAAAAAAAAAAAAAAAAGAAAAAAAAAGGAAAAAAAAAAGGAAAAAAAAAAAAAGCAAAACCAAAAAGCCCUCCUGUUUUUCCAAAGGAUCCGUCUCAGGAAUUUAAAGCACAUUUAAGACACACACGCGCACACACUCACAUAACAUAAAGGAGGGGGGGAAAGUCUCUUCCCCUCCCCUUCUUGCAGAAAGCAUGGAAGAAAGCUCCAGUUCUCCUGUUUCCCCUGUGGAUAGCUUGGGGACCAGUGAAGAGGAGCUGGAAAGACAGCCAAAGAGAUUUGGCAGGAAGAGAAGAUACAGUAAGAAGUCCAGCGAAGAUGGCAGCCCUAACCCAGGGAAGAGGGGGAAAAAGUCCAGUCCCAGCUCCCAGUCUUAUGAGGAACUGCAGAGCCAGAGGAUCCUGGCCAAUGUCAGAGAGAGGCAGAGGACUCAAUCGCUCAAUGAAGCUUUUGCCGCCUUGAGGAAAAUCAUCCCCACUUUGCCCUCUGACAAACUCAGUAAAAUCCAGACCCUCAAGCUGGCAGCACGAUAUAUAGACUUCCUCUACCAGGUGCUACAGAGCGACGAGAUGGACAGUAAGAUGACGAGCUGUAGUUACGUGGCUCACGAGAGGCUGAGUUAUGCCUUCUCCGUAUGGAGGAUGGAAGGAGCAUGGUCCAUGUCGGCCUCCCACUAGCCACCGCCCGGGCCAGGCAAAGCCCAGCUGCC